GGGGAAUAUAUAAGCUCCACAGUCACUGGGUCUGCUCAUAAUUUGCUCAGGGUCUUCAGGCUGAUUUCAGAAGCAUCUGCAAGUUUGAGUGUCUUCUCUGGACGUCCUCACGCACCACAAUGUUAAAGCUCCUGUUCUUGGCUGCGCUCUGUGCCAGCUGCGUGGCAAGACCUGGCGUGAUGCAUUACUCAUUCGAUCCUGCAGUUGGACCUGGUAGUGGUACGUCCUUUUCCUCUGCAGGGUCAGGGGGAAGGAUCACAGCAGUCAGGGUUUGGGAGGCCACCAAUGCUUACAUCACUGGUAUCCAGGUACGAUAUGAUUACAUCUGGUCUAGAGUUUUUGGACGUGUUUACAGCACUGCGCAUGAGCUGAAUCUGUUUGAUGGAGAGGUCAUAGUUCAGGUGUCUGGAAAAUACCACACCAACUACAUUUAUCAGCUGACAUUUGUGACCUCUAGAGGGCGCUCGAUGAUCGCUGGCCAACCAUACCAGCUCUCAUUUAAUUUCUACACACGGUACGAAGAUGCAGAGCUCAUACUCCUGAGUGGGCGCUACAAUUCUGCUGGAAUUACUUCACUGGCAGCUCACUGGGGAGUUGCCUCCCAGAACACCACUGACACAAGCAUGUGUAGCUGUUCUGGGAUGCAAGGCCUUGGUUCUUUCUUGCUUAAGGGGUCUAAAGCUCACUCUGGAGAUUUGGGUCUUAACAUGCCUGCAGUUGAGAGUCAACCUGAUUUUGCCACGUGUCUUCUCUGGACGUCCUCACACACCACAAUGUUAAAGCUCCUGUUCUUGGCUGCGCUCUGUGCCAGCUGCGUGGCAAGACCUGGCGUGAUGCAUUACUCAUUCGAUCCUGCAGUUGGACCUGGUGCUGGCACGUCCUUUUCCUCUGCAGUGUCAGGGGGAAGGAUCACAGCAGUCAGGGUUUGGGAGGCCACCAAUGCUUACAUCACUGGUAUCCAGGUACGAUAUGAUUACAUCUGGUCUAGAGUUUUUGGACGUGUUUACAGCACUGCGCAUGAGCUGAAUCUGUUUGAUGGAGAGGUCAUAGUUCAGGUCUCUGGAAAAUACCACACCAACUACAUUUAUCAGCUGACAUUGGUGACCUCUAGAGGGCGCUCGAUGAUCGUUGGCCAACCAUACCAGCUCUCAUUUAAUUUCUACACACGGUACGAAGAUGCAGAGCUCAUACUCCUGAGUGGGCGCUACAAUUCUGCUGGAAUUACUUCACUGGCAGCUCACUGGGGAGUUGUCUCCAAGAACACCACUGACAAUGCCGAAUAAUAAUAAU
Solea solea (common sole) is the source of this 1290-nucleotide messenger RNA. RefSeq lists its product as uncharacterized. The transcript has 13 exons. Lineage: Eukaryota; Metazoa; Chordata; Actinopteri; Pleuronectiformes; Soleidae. The coding region runs from base 120 to 1283 and encodes 387 amino acids. The record is from RefSeq and is a predicted model, not a curated record.